Neogale vison (American mink) is the source of this 724-nucleotide messenger RNA. RefSeq names its product mitochondrial ribosomal protein L14 (gene MRPL14). The record is from RefSeq and is a predicted model, not a curated record. The transcript is spliced from 3 exons. The coding region runs from base 187 to 624 and encodes 145 amino acids. Lineage: Eukaryota; Metazoa; Chordata; Mammalia; Carnivora; Mustelidae. Gene Ontology annotation, biological process: translation. Gene Ontology annotation, cellular component: mitochondrion; ribosome. Gene Ontology annotation, molecular function: structural constituent of ribosome.
AUCAGAUGGGAAAGCUUGGCUGAGAUUGGAGGUCACUGUAGCCUGGGCGAGAUAGACUGCUUUUCACAUGCCCCCCCCUUUUUUCUUUCUAAGGGCGAUCUUUAGUUAUUGCUCCGAGCGUGGAGCUCUUCUUGCCACCUACACUACACAUUGUGCUCAAAACUUAAAUCGGAUUAAAGAUUUGCCAUGCCUUUCUGUGCUGGGCUCUGGGGCCCCUUCACCCAUGCAAGCAGAACACUCAGCCAGCGUAGUUUCAGCACCACUGGGAGCCUCAGUGCAAUUCAGAAGAUGACGCGGGUCCGUGUGGUGGACAACAGUGCCGUGGGGAAUACACCAUACCAUCGCCCUCCUCGUUGCAUCCAUGUCUAUAACAAGAAUGGGGUGGGCAAGGUGGGCGACCGAAUACUACUAGCCAUCAAGGGACAGAAGAAAAAGGCCCUCAUUGUGGGGCAUCGCAUGCCCGGUCCCCCGAUGACCCCUAGGUUUGACUCCAACAAUGUGGUCCUCAUCGAGGAUAAUGGGAACCCUGUGGGGACCCGAAUUAAGACACCCAUCCCCAGCAGCCUACGCCAAAGGGAAGGUGAAUAUUCCAAGGUGCUGGCCAUUGCUCAGACCUUUGUGUGAGCAGGGCUCAGGCCGUUGGCUGUGGUAGGAAUCAUGGGAGGGAACCUGGGGCCUGUGGCUGGGGAAUAGUGUCCGAUGAAAAAAUAAACCCUUUCAUGUA